Messenger RNA from Meyerozyma guilliermondii ATCC 6260, 1938 nucleotides. RefSeq names its product bifunctional triglyceride lipase/lysophosphatidylethanolamine acyltransferase. The record is from RefSeq and is a predicted model, not a curated record. The transcript has a single exon. The coding region runs from base 1 to 1938 and encodes 645 amino acids. Lineage: Eukaryota; Fungi; Ascomycota; Pichiomycetes; Serinales; Debaryomycetaceae. Gene Ontology annotation, biological process: lipid metabolic process. Gene Ontology annotation, molecular function: triacylglycerol lipase activity.
AUGACCCAGCCUUUACAAAUACAUGUGGGUAUAAUGAAACGUGGCGUGACGGAAACAUUUAUGCUACCUAUCAUAAAGCUAGUUGUACAAUACACACCACAACCCAUAUGGACAAUAAUUGAUUUUAUUAUAGACCUUUUUACCUUCUGGUUACGAAGCAUGUAUGGCUUUUACCACCGUGAGGACCCCUUAAAAGACCUUUUAGAUGAAAUAAAGAAUGUCCAGACAUACAGUGAAUGGAAGAAUAAGGUGAUGAAGAUCGACAAGCUUACCAAUAUGGACUUGUGGAGGCAAGACUUAAUCUCAAAACAUUACGAUUAUAUUCUUGUGAAUGAACGAUUAAAGCUGUUGCGAGCAACCAGGUUCGACCAAGAUUCACAACUUAUUAUGUCGCUUUUACGUUCGGGUCUAGUGAGGAACUUUGGAGGAAUUGCCCAGAAAAGACUUUUCACCAAGGCGUAUCUCGGAACUAAACAUAAUAUCGAGGAGUAUAUUGAAGAGGUUCUAGAAUGCUUGAACUAUCUCAACGAAUCUAUAAAUACCCCAUCCGAUCGUGAAAAUGUGGAAUAUAUCAUGAAUAGUAAGCAGCUCAAGCUCGACUUUUUCCAUGAUGUACGCCAGUCGUUCGGUUGCACAGCAUUGGUUCUCCAAGGUGGAUCUUUGUUUGGCUUGUGCCAUUUGGGUGUGGUGAAAGCACUAUAUUUUAAGGGAUUGCUUCCACGAAUUAUAGGGGGUUCAGCGGUUGGUGCUGCUGUAGCUUCCCUUGUAUGCACUUUGACCGAUGAAGAGCUAAUUCCUAUUCUCAUAUCCAUCCAAGAUGCCAUGGGUGAUGUAGACAGAUUGAACCACGAUGUUGAUGAACGUUAUGGCAAUGUCAUCGAAAAUGUGGUCAAGAAGGGAUACUCACAGGACAUUUUGGUGUUUCUCAAGUUUGUUCGGGACACCAUUGGUGAUUUAACUUUUGAAGAAGCAUACCUCAAGACUGAAAAAGUAUUGAACAUUGUUGUGCAUCCUUCGCAUAGUUCGGUGCCUUCAUUGUUAAAUUACAUCACCUCUCCAAAUGUGAUCAUAUGGACCGCUAUCUAUGCCUCUAUUGGUACUGGUGUCUUAUCAGAUAACGUACAGUUAUAUGUGAAAGACUUCAACAAUAAUAUUGUACCAAAAGAGCCUAAUAUUCCCAUAAAAUUCAUGAAGCCACAAGAUGUCAGUUACUCGCAACAAUACUUUAGAGGUUUCAAGAAAAACGACCAUUCAGAUAUGGAAAGGUCUGAUGGAAGUCGUCAAAACCUGAAGGUAGAAUCUCCCUACACACGUCUUACCGAGCUAUUCAAUGUUAAUCAUUUUAUUAAUAGUUUGGCCCGGCCUUAUUUGGCACCUUUGAUAAGCAAUGAUCUCAAGCAUUACCAUUCAUAUGGAAAAGUUCGAUACAAUUUCAAAAGCUUAGAAGUGGAUACUAAUAACGAUGAUGAGGCCGAUGUUACCUUUGGCUACUUAAUGGACGAACCACAACAAUCAAAGAGCUUUGUCAUUGACAAGAGAAAAUCAUUUUUGGCUGAUCCAGAAUCUUACACUAAAGACACUUCAAUCAAUUUGUUUAAAAAUUUGAAGAACAUUUUAGGUUUGGAACUUCAGCAUAGGCUUGAGGUGAUGAACAAAUUAGGCAUUCUCUCAGAUGUCAUCAAGAGAUUCUGUAUUGACGAGAAGCCGGCAGUAGCCCCUUCUUUAGCAGGAAUUAGAGAAGUAUCCAUUGUUCCGGAACUUCGUUAUUUAUUGAGAGACUUCGGACGAGUGUUCGAUGUCCACAAAACUAUGGAAAAUAUUCCUUAUUGGGUGCUCGUUGGUGAGCGUUCGGUGUGGCCCUUGUUCCCAUUAUUGUGGGUUCGUUGUUCCAUCGAGUUCACCUUGGACGAUUUGUAUAAUCUGCACAGGAAGAAAUAA